Molecule: messenger RNA, 19879 nt
Organism: Syngnathus acus (greater pipefish)
Lineage: Eukaryota; Metazoa; Chordata; Actinopteri; Syngnathiformes; Syngnathidae
Gene: obscna
Product: obscurin, cytoskeletal calmodulin and titin-interacting RhoGEF a
Exons: 81
Coding region: 221-19480 (6419 amino acids)
Biological process (GO): protein phosphorylation
Molecular function (GO): protein binding; guanyl-nucleotide exchange factor activity; protein kinase activity
Source: RefSeq, a predicted model, not a curated record
CCUUCGGGGGAGUGCGACUCAUAUUCCCAAUGUAUGCAUGCUGACUUGUUAAUAUAGUAAGCUUUGUUGAAAAGGAUGUUUGUAUUUUUGUUGUGAUGGUGUUAUUUUAUACAUUUAAGAAAAAGAUAUUUUGUUUUCCACCAUGCCCAGCCAGUGUAAGGAUGGACUUCUUUUAGAGUACAUCUGAGUUAAAGGUUUCAAUCAAUCCGAAGCACGAAGUAUGGCAGACAAUAUCCCUGGAGGAAUAGUAGCAGCAGCAAAGAACCGUCUGCAGGUGGUUAGAGGCUUGGAGGAUGUACAAGUGUCGGAAUGUGAAAGCUGCUCCUUUGAGGUGACCCUCAACUUGUCAUACAUCGAGGGAGUGUGGACCAGGGAUGGGAUGCGGCUCAAGUCCAAGCCCAACUGCCGCAUCAGCACACACGGGAAAACGCAUUCCCUUGUUUUAAACAGAGUGGCGUUGGCAGAUGUGGGCUUGAUCUCUUUCCAGGCAAAUGGCAUUCAGACCUCUGGGAGACUCACAGUUAGAGCUAGGGACAUCUAUAUUGUCCAGGAACUUCAGGAUGUUGAUACUAUGGAGCGCCAAUCAGUCAGCUUCAUGUGUGAAGUAAACCAAGUGGAUGUGGAUGGUCGGUGGUACAGAGAUGACUGUAGGAUCAGACCUGGGGACAACAUCAAGAUCAGACAUCAGGGUAAAACCCACACCCUGUCUUUUAAGUCAGUCAGACCAGAACACGCUGGAGAGAUCCGAUUCACUGCAGAACGUGUCUCGUCUUACGCAACUCUUACAGUAAAAGAGCUGCCAGUCCAAAUAGUACGUCCCUUGAGAGUCAAGAUAGCCAUGUAUCACCACAGAGGCCUGCUGGAGUGCCAAGUUUCUCGAGCCAACGCUCAAGUCAAAUGGUACAAGAACAAAAAGGAGCUUGUGUCCAGCAAAAAGUACCAACUGGUCAGCCAAGACAUUUACAGACAGCUUACCAUUGACGACGUCUGCUCGUCAGAUGAAGACACCUACACUUGUGACGCAGGAGAUGACAAAACCAGUUGUCAGCUUCUAGUUGAGGAGCAGGCUAUGAGCAUCGUUCGGGGCAUGAGCUCAGUGGAAGUGACAGAACCUGAGUCAGCGCUUUUUCAAGUGGAGACCAGCUUGAAGUCAGGAAGGCUGCCCAGAUGGACCUUGAAUGGGAAUGUGUUGGAGCCCAGCGAAAACGUGGAUAUCUAUAGAGAGGGUACCAUCCACAGCCUCUGUCUCAUUUCCACAGACAGCUCCAUGUCGGGGCCUGUGGUUUUUGUCGCUGGCAAGAGCCGUUCUUCUGCGGAACUUACGGUAAAAGAGCGGCCCCUCCAAGUUGUCCGCAAUUUGGAAGAUGUGGACGCCAAGGAGAACAGCUCUGUGACUCUGAGCUGUGAGUUUGCCCCCUCCCCCAGAGUGGUGAGGUGGUUUAAAGGUCGUACAGCUCUGAAGACUUCAAACAAGUACAGCAUGAGGAGAGAUAGGAAACGUGCAGAGCUGACAAUCCAUGGCUUGGUAGGGAUGGAUGCAGGGCAGUAUCGCUGCACGGCGGGGGGGACACAGAGCGCGGCACAUGUUAAGGUCGAAGUGCGAAAACUAAAGCUGGUCAAACACCUUGAACCAGUGGAACUUGAAGAAGAUGGUGUUGCCAGCUUCGCUUGUGAGCUCAACUAUGUGGUUGCCAACGUAGAGUGGCUCCUCAACAAUGUCCGCCUCUAUUCCAAUGCCAUAAACAGGAUCCAACACAUGGGUACCAUGCACAGCCUCUUUAUUAAGAAGCUGAGACCCCAGAACAGCAGAAUCACCUUUAAAACUGGUCUUCUUUCCGAGACAACAACUUUAAAAGUUAAAGAGCGACCUGCGGUCUUCCUAAGACCUCUGGAAGAUGCAGUUGGGGAAGAACAAGGGGAAGUCUGCCUCCAGUGUCAAAUUUCCAAAGAAUCUGUAAUCCCAGUCUGGAGAAAGAAUGGCAUUGUCCUGACGCCUGAUGAUAAACACGAGUUGUGCCAGUAUGGGAGGUCCAUGGCACUGAUUAUUCACUGCUUGAGUAAAGAUGACGCUGGACAGUACACCUGUGACCUAGGCACGAGCCAGACCAAGGCUAAAGUUACUGUUCAUGAUUUACACAUCACUAUCAUCCAGCGUUUGAAGACAACCUCCAUAUUGGAGGGUGAAAGCUGUACUUUUGCAUGUCAACUCUCUCACGUUCUUAGUGAUGAGCCUUUCUGGACCAUCAACGGUCAAGUGGUUGUCUCCAAUGGCCACUUCCAGAUCAUCAACAAUGGUCGCAAGUACAAGUUGAGGAUUAAAGAUGCAGUUUUGUCCGACGCUGGAGAAGUGAUCUUUGCGAUUAAUGACUUAAGCUGCAGGACCAUGCUCUUUGUCCAAGAGCGCCCAGUGCACAUUUUUAGGGAUCUGCUGAAUGUCAAGACUGUGCCAGGUGAGGAUGCCGAGCUGAGUUGUGAGAUCACCAAACCUGAGGUCAGCAUCCACUGGCUGAAAAAUGGCCAUCAAAUCAGGCAGAGUCACAAAUACAAGAUGAGUGUGGAAAAGAACCUGGCGAAGCUGAUAGUCAAGAACACCACGAUCAGAGAUUCAGGAGAGUACUGCUGUCAAGCUGAUGGGGUUGCCUCCCGUGCCAAGCUAGAGGUCCGAGAAUUGCAGCACUCAUUUGCACGAGAGUUAAAGGACAGCCAAGCCGAGGAAAAAGCUAAAGUGACUCUGGAGUGCGAGACCAGACAGCCAGCCAAGCGAGUAACCUGGUUGAAGGGCAUGAUGGAGCUGAGAUCUAGUAGGAAGUAUGUCAUGAGGCAGAAGGGUGUGGUGCUGUCACUCACCAUCACUUUUCUGGAGAAGUCGGACACUGAUAUCUACACGUGUGAUGUUGGAACCAUGCAGAGUCGUGCACAGCUGACUGUGCAGGGCCAGAGGGUGGUGAUCCUGGAAGAACUCGAGGACAUUGAGUGCCUUGAAGGGGACACGGUUACAUUCAAGUGUCAAAUCUGUCCCAGUGACUACACGGGGGUGAAGUGGUACCUGGACGAGACUCUCCUCUACAAUAAUCAGCUUAAUGAAAUUCAAAUGCUCGCGGGAGGAUACCACACGCUGACAUUUAGACAGCUAGCGCGCAAAGACACCGGUACCAUUUCGUUUUCAGCCGGUGAUAAACGAUCAUAUGCGUCACUGUUGGUCAGAGAGAGACGUCCAACCAUUUGUAAAGCGCUUGAGGACUGUGAGGCGAUUGAAGGAGGGGGCCUAGUUUUAUCCUGUGUGACGUCAAAGCCUUGUCACAUCCUGUGGUACAAAGAUUGUUGCUUGAUGUGGAACUCGUCAAGGUAUUACGCAACUCGUUCAGGAUGUGAGGCUCGGCUGGCAAUUCGGGAGGUCUGCCAAGGUGAUGCUGGGGUGUAUGAGUGCAGUGCUGGAUCAGUUUCAACAAGGGCUGUUGUAACCGUCAAAGCUAUCCCAGCUGAGUUCACAAAGCCUCUUCAGAACGUAGAGUCCCGAGAGGGUGAGACUGCGACCCUGACUUGUGAGUACUCUCUGCCGGGAGUCCAGUUCCAGUGGAGAAAAGGCAUUGAGAGCCUCAGGCCUGGAGACAAGUAUAUGAUGAAACAGAAACAGACCGUCAUUUCACUCAUAAUCCGAUCUCUGAAGCCAGAGGACUCUGGGGAAUAUACUUGUCAGUGCAGAGGCCACCACACAACAGCAAGGCUCAAAGUCCAAGACAUUCCGAUUACAUUCAUCCAGCAUCUGAAGAACAUACAUGCCGAGGAAGGGAACAAUGUCAUAUUGCGAUGUGAACUAUCCAAAUCUGGAAUACCGAUAGAAUGGAUGAGAAGCCAAGAAGUGCUGAAGAACGGGGUGAAGUACCAGAUGAGAAGAUGGGAGACAACACUAGAACUUUUGAUCUGGAAAGCUGUUCCUGAAGACAGUGGGUUUUACAAGUGUGUGUGUGCUGAUCAGGUGACAUCCGCCACUGUCAAAAUCAAAGCUCUCCCGCUGACCUUCAAGCAGAAACUGCGCAAUGUAACCUUUGAGGAGGGAAACACAGCAAUUUUACGCUGUGAGAUUUCCAAAGCAUCUGCAUUUGUGGAGUGGCAAAAGGGGGGGGAUGAGCUCAUCAAGAAUGGCGACAAAUAUCACAUUCGCCAAAGGGACACGCUGAUUGAACUGAGGAUCCUGGAUGUGACGCCGGAAGAUAGCGAUAUCUACACGUGCAUUUGCGGGAACGUGGAGACCACAGCGACCCUCACUGUGAACGCGCUCCCGAUCACCUUCAAGCAGAAGCUGAAGAACAUUCAAGUGGAAGAAGGUCACAACAUCACGCUCUCUUGUGAGAUCUCAAAGCCUGGCGUCGCAGUGGAGUGGAGGCUGGCUGGUGAGCUUCUAGAAGAUGGAGAGAAAUUCCAGAUGAAGCAGAGAGGCUCCGUGCUGGAGCUGACCAUCAGCGAUGCCCUGCCGGAGGACAGCGGCGUCUACGCUUGUGUCUGCAGAGACCAGAAGACCAAGGCCACAGUUAAAGUCAUUGCUGUUCCCGCCACGUUUAAAGGAAGUCUGAAAAACCAGGAGACAGAGGAGGGCAAUAGCGUGACGCUCCGCUGCGAAGUGUCUAAAACAGAUGCCCUGGUAGAGUGGCAGAAAGACGGGAAGGUUCUGUCUGAGGAGAUGUCAGGACGAAAGUAUCACUUGAAACUUGAAAGGAAAACAGCUGAGUUGACAAUUGUGAACGUUCAAGAAGAAGAUGCCGGGAGGUACAGCUGUAUUACCGGAGAUGAGAAAACCACGGCAGAGCUAAAAGUGAAACCACUUCCUGUCACAUUCAAACGUGAGCUCAAGAAUUUGGAGGUAAAGGAAGGUGACAGUGGGCUUUUCUGUUGCGAGCUCUCCAAACCUGGAGCUCCGGUGGAGUGGCGGAGAGGUCGUGUGCUUCUGAGCAGUGGAAGCAAGUAUGAGAUGAAGCAGGAAGGACCUUACACAAAGAUGAUUGUCAACAACGUGCAAGAUGGAGACGCUGGCAAAUACAUUUGCAAAACCAAGGAUAGUCAAUCAACUGCUGUGCUGUCAGUCCUGGGUUUACCACCACGUUUCACGCUGAUGCUCGCCAACCAGGAGGUGAUUGAAGGCAACAGUGUGUUUCUUCGCUGUGAGCUUAACAAACCUGCCCAGUCAGUGGAGUGGAGGAGAGGAGGGCUGGUGUUGAGACAAGGAAACAAGUACCAGAUGAGGAAGAAAGAUUUACAACUGGAGAUGACUAUUAAUGAAGUCAUUCUCGAGGACGCUGGUGAUUACGCCUGUAUUUGUGGCGAAGAAACUACGACAGCUUUUCUUUCAGUGAAUGAACGACCUGUCAAAUUCCUUCGUGAACUCAGUAAUAUUGAAGUGCAAGAGGGCAACGGGGUAUCACUUAGCUGUCAGCUCUCCAAAGCAGGGCUCACUGCUCAGUGGAUGAAGGGAGACAAUGAGAUAAUCAACGAUGAACGGUAUCAACUCAAGCAGAGAGGCUCUACACUGGAGCUGGUCAUCAGAAAGAGUCAGCCUGAAGAUAGUGGCGUUUACAGCUGCAUUUGCGAAGAUAUUAAAAGUACUGCUACGAUUAUAAUCACGGCAAUUCCAGUGACAUUCAAGCAAAAGUUGAAAAACCAAGAAACAGUGGAAGAGAGCAGUGUGAUACUCCACUGCGAGCUCUCCAAACAAGGAGUCCCAGUUGAGUGGAGAAAGGAUGCUCACCUCCUGAAGGAGGGAGACAAAUAUCAGAUGAAACAAGAGGGCAGGGUGUGUGAGAUGCUGAUCACGGAUCUAACGCUUAAAGAUACUGGCGAAUAUAGCUGCUCCGUUGGAACAGCUGUGACUUCGGCUGAUAUCAAAGUAAGAGUUCUUCCUAUUACAUUUAAGCAAGAAGUUCAGAAUUUGGAGCUUAAAGAAGGUGACAGUGGAGUGUUUUGUUGUGAACUGUCCAAACCUGGAGCUCCAGUGGACUGGAGGAAAGGAAGAGUGAUCUUGAAGCCCGGCUACAAAUAUGAAAUGAAACAGGAUGGGAGUCUCACCAAACUGUUUGUCAACAAUGUAGAAGAGAGUGAUGCUGGGAAGUACACUUGCAAGACAAAGGACAGCCAAUCCACUGCUGAGCUCAUUGUGAAAGCACCUCCCAUCACAUUCAAAACCAAGUUAAAGAACCUGCAAGUGGAGGAGGAAAACAGCAUGACGUUGACAUGCGAAUUAUCCAAACCUGGUCUUUCUGUUGAAUGGAGGAAAGGCCAGGAGCUGCUGAAAAAUAAUUUCAAGUAUCAGAUAAAAAAUCGAAACGGCAUGAUGGAGCUGACCAUCAAAAACACUCAACUGGAGGACAGUGGAGUCUACAGCUGUAGCUAUGGCGAUACCAAGACCGUAGCCAACAUCACUGUCACCCCUAUUCCCCUCAAGUUUAAGAUGGGUUUAAAGAACCAGGAGGCCGCUGAGGGAGGCAACGUGACCCUACGAUGUGAACUGUCCAGGACGGGGGUAUCUGUCCAGUGGUGGAAGGGAGAGGACCAGCUCUCUCCAGGUGGGAGGUAUCAGAUGACCCUCAAGGAGACCAUAGCUGAGAUGAGCAUCAGAAACGUCCAGCCGGAGGACGUUGGGGAGUACAGUUGUGUCUUUGGCGAGCAGAAGACGACGGCGGAAGUGAACGUUAGAGCGGCAGCAUCAGUGUUCUUUGAGAAGGAACUGGAGAGCCAAGCGGUGAUGGAGGGCAAAUCGGUGCUGCUGACAUGUGAAGUUUCCAGUGCGAAUGUCCCUGUCACUUGGAAGAAGGACAACAUUGCCAUUAAAGAAGGGGGACGAGUAAUUAUUACAAAAACAGGACCUACGCAUAUGUUGGAGAUCAAGCAGCUGAACCUGGAAGAUGCUGGCGAAUACUGUUGCAUCACCAGGGGCAAGAAGACCACCGCUAAGUUGGUUGUGAGGGAGCGAGUGCGAAUAGUUACAGAACUUAAAGACAUCACCGUGACUGCUGGGGAGGACGCCAUGUUUGUGUGCGAGCUUAGCCACGCCAAUGUGAAUGAGGGUGUGUGGUGGCUGGGCUCCAGUCCACUGCAGAGGAACGAAAUGAACCAGAUGACAUACCAAGGUCGCACACACCGACUUGUCCUCACCAUGACAACACCUGAGGAGACGGGCAUUGUGGCAUUUGUGGUCGGGGAGGAAAGGGCAUCAGCAAGUCUUCUCGUGGUGCCAAAGCCCAAAGUUUUGUUUGAGGAGAAGCCUCAAGAUAUUCAAAUCUUGGAAGGAGAAAUUGCUACUUUGUCCUGCACAACUUCUGACUUUACCACCCCUGUUACCUGGAGGCGCAACCACAUCCCUCUUCGAGACGGCGAUAAAUUUGAGAUACGAAGGGAGGGAAAAGUCAAUUUACUGCUCAUCCAUGCGGUGGAACCAAUGGAUGCUGGAGUUUACUCUUGUGAUACAGGCGACGCACAAGCCAGUGCCAAGCUUACUGUGAGAGAGCUCCCACCAUUCUUCCAGGAAGAGUUGCAAAAUGUUGAGACUGAGGAGGGAAGCUCAGCCGUGCUUUACUGUGAGCUCUCCAAAUUGGGGCUGCCGGUACAAUGGAAGAAGAACAGGUUGCCACUUAGGGCUGGCAGGAAGUACGAGAUGAAGCAAGAUGGCUGCUUCCUCCAGCUUCAUAUCAAGGAGCUUAAACUUGAGGACAGUGGAAGCUACACGUGUCAAGCAGGAAAUGUAGAAACUACUGCAACUGUUACAGUCAAAGAGCUACCGCCAUUCUUCAAGAAAGAUUUGAGAAAUGUGCGGAUGGAUGAGGGAGGUUCAGUUACCUUGAGCUGUGAGCUGUCUAAACCUAGUGCGCCAGUGCAGUGGAAGAAGAACCAGCUGCCUCUGAGGGCUAACAGGAAUUAUGAGAUGAAGCAAGAUGGCUGUUUUCUCCAGCUUAGCAUUGUGGACCUUAAACCUGAAGACAGUGGCAGCUACUCAUGUCACGUAGGAAGUGUAGAAUCAUCUGCAACUUUAACAGUGAAAGAACUUCCGCCAUUUUUCAAAGUAAACUUACAGAAUGUAAAGGCUGAGGAGGGAGGUAUUGUCUCCCUGCGCUGUCAGGUAUCGAAGCCAGACACCGCAAUACAAUGGAAGAAGAAUAAGUUGCCAUUAAGAGCCAGCAACAAAUAUGAGAUGAAGCAGGAGGGUUGCCUCCUCCAGCUUGACAUCAAGGAGGUCAAACCUGAAGACAGUGGAAGUUACACGUGUCAAGCAGGAAGUACAGAGACCACUGCAACCGUGUCAGUAAAAGAACUGCCUCCAUUUUUUGUUACAAAGUUACAAAAUAUUGAGGUGGAGGAGGAAGGUUCGAUCGUACUGUCCUGUGAGUUGUCCAAACCUGGAGCGUCGGUGCAAUGGACGAAAAACAGGCUGCCUCUCAGGGGCAACAAGAAGUAUGAAAUGAAACAAGAUGGCUGCCUCGUUCAGCUCAAAAUCAGUGACCUCAAACCUGAGGAUGGUGGGACCUACAUAUGUGAAACAGGAAACGCAGAGACCAUUGCAACAGUUUCUGUAAAAGAAAUCCCAGUUGCAUUCAAAGCUGACUUGCAAAGUAUGGAGGCAGAGGAAGAAGAUACAGCAGUCCUGUCCUGUGAGCUGUCUAAACCUGGAGUGGCAGUGCAAUGGAAAAAGAACAAGUUACCUCUGAGGGCAAAUAGGAAGUAUGUGAUCAAACAAGAUGGCUGCCUUCAUCAGCUUAACAUUAUGGACCUUAAAUCUGAAGAUAGUGGAACCUACACAUGUCAAGCAGGAAGUACAGAGAGUUCUGCAGCAGUGACUGUGAAGGAGUUCCCAUUAUUCUUCAAAGAAGAACUAGUAAGUGUGGAGACAGAGGAGGGCGGCUCACUGUCUCUGCGCUGUGAACUGUCCAAACCUGGAGUGCCAGUGCAAUGGAAAAAGAACCGGCUGCCUCUGAAGGCCAACAGGAAGUUUGAGAUGAAACAAGAUGGAAGCCUCCUGCAGCUCAACAUCAGUGACCUCAAGCCUGAGGAUGGUGGAAGCUAUAUAUGCCAAGCUGGCAGUGCAGAGACCAUUGCAACGGUGUCUGUAAGAGAGCGCCCGGUUUCAUUCAAAGUUGACUUGCAAAGUAUGGAGCUAGAGGAAGGAUUAACAGCUGUCCUGUCCUGUGAGGUGUCCAAACCUGGAGUGGUAGUGCAAUGGAAAAAGAACAAACAACCUCUGAAGGACAACAGGAAGUAUGAGAUGAAACAAAAUGGUUGCCUUAUCCAACUCACCAUCAAGGACCUCAAACCUGAAGACAGCGGAAGCUAUACAUGUCAUGCAGGAAGUGCAGAGACUUCUGCAACUAUAACUGUCAAAGAACUCCCAUUAUUCUUCAAAGAAAAAUUGGAAAAUGUGGAGACAGAGGAGGGAGGUUCAAUCUCUCUAUGUUGUGAGCUGUCUAAACCUGGAAUGCCAGUGCAAUGGAAGAAGAACAAAGUGCUUUUGAGGGCCAACACAACGUAUGAGAUGAAACAAGAUGGCUGCCUCCUCCAACUCAAUAUCAAGCACCUCAAAAUUGAGGACAGUGGUAGUUAUUCGUGUCAUGCCGGAAGUGCAGAGACUGCGGCAACAUUGUCAGUGAAAGCGCUGCCACCGUUGUUUGUGACAGACCUACAAAGUAUAGAGGUGGACGAGGGCGUCUCAAUCUCUCUGAAAUGCGAGCUGUCUAAAUCUGGAUUGCCAGCGCAAUGGAAGAAGAACAAGCUACCUCUUAGGGCCAACAAGAAGUAUGAGAUGAAGCAAGAUGGCUGCCUUCUCCAGCUCAACAUCAAGGAGCUCAAACCUGAGGACAGUGGUAGCUACACAUGUCAAGCAGGUGGUGCAGAAACCACAGCAACUGUUUUUGUCAAAGAAUUACCUUGCUUUUUCAAGAAAGAAUUACAAAACACAGAAACAAAAGAGGGAGCUACAGUCGUUUUAUGCUGCGAACUGUCCACACUUGGAGUGUCAGUACAAUGGAAAAAAAACAGAAUGCCAAUAAGAGCAAACAAGAAGUAUUCGAUGAACCAAGAUGGCAGUUUGCUGGAACUUCAUAUCAAGGAGCUAACUUCAGAAGACAGUGGAAUUUAUUCAUGUCAAGCAAGAAGUGCAGAGACCUCUGCAAUGGUGUCUGUAAAAGCAUCUGAGACCAUUUUGCCAGAUGAGGAACCUCCCAUGAUACUUCCGGAAACAAGGAGUACCACUUCCACACCUGAGAAAGUGAAUCUUCCCGAUGUUCACCCAAUCCCUCCAGAACCCAAGAAAAGGACAUUGCGCAAAGCAUCAAUCACCACUUUAGAAUCUGAUUCAGAGCCUGUGUUUAACAUAAAACGGCCCGUUCAGUCUUUGCAAAUAGAUACUAAAGACCAGAAGGAGAUCCAGACUGAAAUACCUGUCGAGACAGACUUUGAAAAUGCUCAGAAUUCAUCCAAACCUGAGACUGUGAAUCUUCCCAUAGUUCACCCAAUCCCUCCAGAACCAAAGAAAAGGACAUUGCGCAAAGCAUCAAUCACCACUUUAGAAUCUGAUUCAGAGCCUGUGUUUAACAUAAAACGGCCCGUUCAGUCUUUGCAAAUAGAUACUAAAGACCAGAAGGAGAUCCAGACUGAAAUACCUGUCGAGACAGACUUUGAAAAUGCUCAGGGUUCAUCCAAACCUGAGAGUGUGAAUCUUCCCAUAGUUCACCCAAUCCCUCCAGAACCAAAGAAAAGGACAUUGCGCAAAGCAUCAAUCACCACUUUAGAAUCUGAUUCAGAGCCUGUGUUUAACAUAAAACAGCCCACUCAGUCUUUGCAAAUAGAAACUAAAGACCAGAAAGGGAUCCAGACUGGAAAAUCUAUAGACACAGACUUUGAAAAUGCUCAGGAUUCAUCCAAACCUGAGAAUCUGAAUCCUCCCGUUGCUCACCCAAUCCCUCCAGAACCCAAGACAAGGACACUGCGCAAAGCAUCUAUCACUGCUUUAAAAGGGGAUGUAGAGCCGAUAUUGAACAUAAAAAAGCCCAUUCAGUCUUUGCAAAUAGAAACUAAAGAUCAGAAGGAGAUCAAAACGGAAAAAUCUAUCAAGACAGAUUUUGAAAAAGCUCAGGAUUCAAACGAACAGAAGGACAAAACGGAGGUUUACAAAGGACCAGCAAUGUUAGUUGAGAAGGAGCUUCUGAUUGAAAAUGUUGAGACAGAGAGGAUGCAACCAAUUAGGCCAGAAGUGAGUCAGCCAGGCAUGAUUCCUGAAGACAAGCUAAAAGGAACACCUCGCGAAAAAGUCGGAGAAGUUGAAAAACUAGAUGACCACUCAGAGAAAACAUUGUGGAAGAGACUUGAGGAGGAGAAAAAGGAUGUAAAACCAACCGUAACAUCCAUUGGAAGCAAAAUAUUAAAAGAAGCAACGUCUACUAUUAAGGAUAGUGAAGUGGGGAAGGCAGAAGAGGGUUUGAAACCCCCUGUGAGGUCAAAAGUAAAAGCAGCAGGAGAAAGGGAACCAACGGAAUAUGUCCGAAAAGAAUCUGAAGAGCUCAUUAUACAGUCAUCAAAUGCUACAGUCAAUGAUUCUAGCGAAGGAAAUGCAGAGAAAAUUCCCAUAAAACAAAUCAAGACCACAGAGAGAGUAGAGGAGCAAGUGCCAUCAAUAAAUCAGCUGGAGAGUCAAUCUGUAAAAAGAAAAGAGCCGCCUCAAGAUAUAAAGACUGAAAUAAUUCCCCCAAGGCCACCUGUUAGGUCAAAAAGUAAAACAAGGACACCGAUGGAAAAGCAAACGUCAAGAGACAAUGAGACAGAUCAAGAUGAACAACAACUAAAAGAGAGAGCAGCGUCUAUGAAAGACGAGGAAUCAAGACAUGAGAUGAAACAGUCAGUACUUGCAGAUGCUGAUCUGGUAGAGACCUCAGUUGUCCCCAAACAGCUGAUUAAACAUCCAGUAAGACCGAUGAGAAAAGAACCUGAAACGGACAAAGAAAUAGCUGCCGGAUCUUUGGAAAGGAAGGACGAACAACAAGAAGUGCGAAUGACAGAAGAAAUUCCUCUCCUCUACAUCUCUGAAGAUGAAACUUUCUCAGAAGCUUUGACCGAGAUCCCACCUGACCACAGCGUCGUUCAACCUGCUGGCUUCUUUGAUGAAACCUCACCCCAACCUUACUCCCCGCCUACCAUUCUGGUUCUCCAGAAGACAGUCCAAGAUACUACACCAACGAUUUACAUGAGUGCUGAAGAUGAACCACAAAUGCAAGAGACUAAUGGCAAGAUCCAGAUUCCCUUCAAAGACUACAAAACCGACAAAGAUACACGACCAGUGUUGAAAGAGGUCUUUAGGAACCAGUGUGUAGAUGUUGAUGGUACCAUCAGUCUCGUGUGUACUGUAGAAGGACAGUACGAGAACGUGCGCUGGCUUAAAAAUGGUCAAUCAAUCAGUAGUGACAAACGACAUUGUAUUAAGACAGCAGAGGGAGGGGUAUGCUCUCUUGUUAUCACUGAACUGACCCUUAGUGACGGUGGCAUCUACACUUGUGAGGUGGUCAAUAAGUUUGGUACUACGUCCUACAACGGAAACAUAACGGUGGUUGCACCUCAACAACCUGCUCAAACACUCCAAAGGCAAGUGCAUCCACCUCUUGCCGCAAUUACUCCACUGCAGUUGGCUUCACAGAAACCUGAGGAAGAAACACAGAUUCAAGAUCAGCCAACUUCAGGGACUGAUCCUGAUAACUACGUCGAGAAUAUAGACGUCUCUUUGUGGGAAGCUUACAACUUGACAGAGCAGCAGAUUCCGUUGAGCCUUCACGGAAGGAGAACAUCGUCUCUCAUUGCUACCAGCUCGAUGUCAAGUCCAUCUGAUUAUGACACUGCACCAGAUGUGAUGGAACCUGUGGAAAUUAAGACCUCAAGGGAGCUUCCUAAGGCAACAGACCAAAAGCCUCCAAAGAAUUUGGAUCAACACCUUUUACAAGUCAAAGGCACUAAAGAGGAACAAAUGAGGACCCCAUCUCCUAAACACCAUAGGGCCCACACACCUUUAGCCAGCACUGUCUCUGGAUCAGAAUCUGAAGGGGAAGAGGAUCAACGCGAGACGUUUGAAAUGUAUGUGGCUCGAGCAGACUGCAACCCAAACAGUGGAAGCAAGGACAGUUUUUUACUGAAGGAGGGUCAGUUCGUCGAGGUUCUAGACUCCGUCCAUCCAGGCAAAUGGCUCGUAAGAACCAAACCCACCAAAACCAAUCCUGCUCGACAAGGAUGGGUGUGUCCAGCCUACCUGGAGAAAAAGAGAAAGGAGGCCUUCACACAAUUGCGGGCACCUCAAGAGGAUCUUGAUGAGAUUGGUUCCACAGGAGAAGAGUAUAGAAAGGCUUUGAGCCAACUGAUCCAAGGUCUGAUUGAUGGUGAAGAAGAGUUUGCCAAAGAGAUGAAGAUGUUUAUUUCUCAUCCAUUAAAUUAUUUGGACUCAAGUCGCCAUGUUCCCAUCAACAUCAUCAACCAGAAAGAUAUCAUUUUCAGAAAUAUAAAAGACAUUGUCCUUCUUCAUGAAAAGUCUAUUCUCCCUGGAUUGAGAGAGUGUACUACAGACGAUGAUGUCGCCAUGCAUUUGAUCCAUCACGGUGAAGAUCUUGAAGAGUAUGUUCACUACAUGCUCGGGCAAUCACAAGCAGAGGCCUGCAUUGCUGAUAAAGCUACCCAACAAUAUCUCAAAGAGCUACCAGGCUCUGGUAGACCUGAAGCUCCAGUCAUAGAUACUUUGACCUUCCUCCAAAGACCAGUUGAAAGGAUUCAGACAUAUCAAGCAUUGCUGAAGGAGUUAAUUAAGAACAAGGCCAAAAGCGGUCAGAGCUGUUGUCUGUUGGAGGAUGCCUACUCCCUUGUGUCCUGUCUACCCUGGAGAUCUGACAACUUGCACCAAGUCUCCCUCAUUGAAAACUACCCUGCCCCUUUGACAGCCUUGGGCGAGCCUGUGCGGCAGGGCGCCUUUACAGUGUGGGAUGAAUCUCCAGAAACAAAAAAGACCUCCAGAGGGCAUCAGAGACAAAUCUUCCUAUUCAAGGAAUGUAUUGUCCUGUGCAAACUAAAAAGAGAUGCCAAUAAGAACUGUGAUACGUUCACCUUCAAGAAUAAAAUGAAGUUGAAUGAUGUAGAGCUAAAGGAAACGAUGGGAAGUGAUGAGAAGACUUGGGAGCUUUGGCAUGAGCACAGGGGCUCAGUGCGGAGAUAUACACUGCAGGGCCGCUCACCACUGGUGAAACUUUCCUGGCUCAAAGACCUGAAGGAGCUUCAGCAACGAGCCAUCCUGCCCACUAACAACCCCCCUGUGUUUACAUCACUACUGUCGGACAACACGGCAAAGAUCGGACAGACCGUCAAACUGAGCUGCAAGGUUACAGGAUUGCCUAAGCCUGUGAUCACUUGGCUCAAAGAUGGCCUCGUGUUGGAGGAUGAUCCUCGGCAUAUUAUCACAGGAGAUAAGUCAGGCGCGUGCAUUUUGAUCUUGGACAGUUUGACCACUGAAGACUCUGGACAAUAUGUGUGCUAUGCUACCAGUAGCAUGGGCAGCACUGGUACUAUGGCUACCGUUGUCGUGCAGGCGCCACCCAGAUUUGUUAGUCGUCUGGAAAGUACUUGUCUGAUCGAGAGUGAAGACAUUCACUUCACUUGUUCCACUCGUACCACUCCUUUGCCCAGAAUCAGGUGGAUGAAGGAUGGCAAAGAGUUGACUGACAAGCAAAAAUAUUCAGCCUUGAAUGACUCUCGAAGUGGAAUAUUGUCUCUAACGGUCAUCGGUGCAACAGAGGCAGACAUCGGACUGUAUGAGUGUGAGCUUUCGAAUGAGUUUGGUUGUGUCAAAUGCAAGGCCGGACUGUGCCCCUCCUACGUCGCCCCGAAUGAAUCUGAGAGUGACCAGGCGCAAGACUUACCUCCUAAAGAUGCAGACUCAGAGGGCUGGUCAUCUGCUUUUGUGAAGAAAUGGCUGCAAACAGAUUUUACUCCCUCCUCGGUUGCUCAGUUAACACCCAUUCAUGAACAAGCUGAGUCUAGUCUUGCAGAAGUUCCUCAACUAGCAGAAACGGAUCAGCCAGCACAACAGCAGCCUUCGUAUUACUUGGAGGAGGAAGAAGAGGAAAUUUAUAUCUCAGAGCAAAUGCAGGAAAUUACAGAUGUUGCUCCCUUCAUCCAAGUACCUCCUGAAGACGUUUGUGUUGAACCAGGACAAUCAGCCACAUUUACCGCCAUCAUUACAGGAAGGCCAAUACCGCAGAUACAGUGGUACAAGGACGGAGAAGAACUUAGAGCCAGUGACAAUGUGGAGAUUGUCCAGCAUGCCGCCCGCUGUUCAGUGACCAUAGUAUGCCCAGAAAGUCAAGACAGCGGUAUUUACACCUGCUUGUCUUACAAUGAAUCUGGCCAUGUGUCGUGUCAAGCUCAGCUCUUAGUGGAGGAAGGUUCACUAGGGUCUCAGGAGAGAGAGGUGGAGUUGGGGAAAAGAAGGAAGCUAUUCACCGUGUAUGAUGUCGGUGAAGAAAUUGGAAGGGGAACAUUUGGGGUAGUGAAGCGUGUGAUCCACAGAGGGACAAGCGAAGUCUUUGCUGCCAAAUUCUUACCACUGCGAAGUAGCACCCGCACCCGGGCCUUCCAGGAGAGGGACUUGCUCUCCCGUCUGGCUCAUCCAAGGGUGGCUUGUCUACUGGACUUCUUCUGCACCCGGCGCACGCUGGUGCUCAUUACGGAAAUCUGCUGUUCUCACGGCCUUGUAGACCAUUUGUUACUCAGAGGGUUAGUUUCGGAGAAAGAGGUCCAGUCAUAUAUUCAGCAAAUUCUUGAAGGUGUUGGACAUAUUCACAGCAUGAACAUUUUGCAUCUGGACAUUAAACCAGAGAAUAUCCUGAUGGUAUAUCCACCCAGAGAUGAAAUCAAGAUCUGUGACUUUGGCUUCUGCCAGGAAGUAGACACAUCCAGACAUCAAUACAGCAUGUUUGGUACGCCGGAGUUUGUUGCACCAGAAAUUGUUCAUCAAGAACCUGUCAGUGCGGGCACAGAUAUUUGGUCAGUGGGUGUGAUGGCGUAUUUAUGUCUAUUAUGUCGUUGCCCCUUUGUGGGUGAAACCGACCGUGCUACACUACUGAGAGUGGGAGAAGGGACCUUAAACUGGGAUGCCCCCGAUGUCAUGAGUAGAAGUCCUGAGGCCCAAGCCUUUCUUCGCAGUCUUCUUCAACCAGACCCUGAGAAGCGGCCAUCUGCCUUUGAGUGUUUGAGCCAUGAAUGGCUCCAGGAUGAAAAUGCAGGGGAAGACACGGAUGAAAUCAACACAAAGGGUUUAAAGGUUUUCAUCUCAAAAAGAAAAUGGCAGCGUUCCUUGACUUGUGUUGGUUCCGUGCUCACCUUAAGGCCAAUUCCAGAACUCCUGGAUGCUCCUCUCAGAUACACCGCGGUGACUGUUCCCCGUGAAAACCAGGAGAACAGUAGCACCUCUCCGAGCAGUGGUUCAUCAUCCGAGUACGAUGAGGCUGACUCUUGGGACUUCUUCCAGCACUGCAGCCCAACUGAAGAGGAAGAAGAAGAAACAGAAGAUGACUAUGACCCCUUGAGCGAGCGAGCACGGAUCCCGAAACCCUUUACCAAACUUCAUCAAGGUCUAUACGAGGAGGAAGAAGUGACGUUUGGGGAGGAGGAGGAUGAUGACGAGCUGGUCGGUCGGAUGAGCAUGUUAGAACGGAGUGUAAGCAGGCAGUCCGCUGCGUCAUCAGAUGUUUCGUAUCUCCAAACUCCUCAGAAUGAAAGAAGGUUCAACAAGGGCAGUAGUCCGUCUCUCAACCUUUCCGAUGGUGACGAAGGUUCAGGGAGCGAUGCGGGUCGAAUCCCUCGAGGCAGCGUGAUCCGUAGCACUUUCUACAGUUCAUCUCAUCAGCUUUCACCCAUGUCUGCCAGACACAUGACAUUACGAGACAAGUUUCAGGCCAAGAAGCAGGAAAGAGGUCGCAAGCCACUCCGGCGGAGCAUGUCGGGGCGCCUCAAUGAACCUCUCAUAGAAUACGUGGAGGAUGACAUGGAAGUUAACCGAAGCCAGAGACGGGGGUCCACCCAACCAACCAUGCACAAGUCUACUUCCUUUGACGGCACCGUGACCCGUACCAAUGCUCCACCCCAGAGAAGGAGCAGGUCUCUCGAUGAGUACUCUCGACGCUCUCCCAGCUCACCCAAGCCCUCAAAGUCAGGUGACGAAGAAGGUACUCAAAGUAUGAAGGAGGAUUUCACAGACGAUGAAGUGAGAGGAAGGAAACUGCUGGUGAUUCCGAAACCUCGGAGACCCAUAAGAAGGAGGGGUUCAACUGUUCCCGCACAGGGCACCGCCGCAUCGGGCGGUAGAUCUGCUCCAUUAAACCUUCUUGUGGGGAACAAAAUCAGCCACGGGAUGGAUCAGGAGCAAUCAGAGGGUGACGCCUUCACUGGCUCCCAGGGUUCCUUGGCUGAAUCGUUUAUUUUGGAACACGGUGGUUCCGAGUCCUCCAGUAGACUUGGUUCAUAUGAGGAGCUCAGAGGGAGGUACAGAUCAGAAGAGAGCGAAGGGUAUGAUGACCCGAGGGAGCCUAUGAUAUCAUCAUCUUCUCGGUCAUUUCAAGAACUCAAACCCAGAGGCCAGUUUCCCCAAGCUCCACCACGUAACCGUACCCGCUCCAACCCCAACAUAUGUCGCUUGCAGAUGUCAUCAACACCUAGUCCAAGUCCUAGCCUCUCCUCUCUCCAGGCUCCUGAAAGACCUCCCAGGGCAAAAGAUAAGAAAGAAAGCCACGGCCUGCAAAGACAUGCAUCUGCACCAGCUCUCGAACUUCAGCCACCUGCAGGAAAAUCCCCAAAGCUGGGCCUCCUGAAUAUCUUUCGAAGGCAAUCUUGGGCUAGCCAUUCCUACUCGCAACUGGAUAGCGCAGAGUUAGGACCAACACUUGGAGAGAUAAUGAAGCCAGAUACACCUACCAUGUCGUUCAGAAAGAAAAUGAGAGCUUCAGCAUCAAGUUUGACCAAGCUGUUUUCGAGAUCAUCCAGUAAUGAAGAUCUAAGUAAAAGAGGGCCAAUUGUUAAGGGCUCAAUGCAACCUCAAAGGGAGCAUGGCCUUGAGAGUCCAAAAAAGAGGACCUCCAAGCGUUUGCCAACUUUCAAGAUACCAGCAUUCAAAAAAUCAAAGGAUCUUCUCGUCCGUCCCAACAAGGCUGAUGUGUUUCAUUUGGACGGAGGUGGAGUACUGCUGGUGUGGAAGCCUGUUCAGUCUAGUGACGCGGUUACCUACUGUGUGCAGUACUGUACAGAUGGUGGCGACUGGACAGUCCUCUCAGAAGAUGUGAAUGAUAGCAGCUAUGUGGCAAAGGAUCUCCCCAGAGGAGCUUCUUAUGUUUUCAGGAUCGGCUGCAUCACUAAGACAGGAGCAGGACCUUUCAGCGAUGCUUCCGCCCCGGUUGUUAUGGCAACUCACCAUGAAGAUGCGAACAUUCCUCUCAUCCAGACUGAGUGCCUUGGUUCAAAGGUUGCUGGCUCAGAAAGUCAAGCAACACAGAGGAAUUACAACUUCCUCUCAGAGAUCAACAGGGGUCGUUUCAGCGUGGUCAACUUAUGUCGCGAUGCUGAAACCAGCCAAGUGUUUGCCGCCAAGAUCACACCUUACCGGGUGGAGCAGAGACAGUUGGUACUGAGGGAAUAUAAACUCUUGAGGAGGCUUCACCAUCCCCACCUGGUAAAACUGCACAGUGCUUACAUCACUUCCUGCUACCUGGUGCUGGUGGAAGAGCUCUGUCCUGGCAAAGAGUUGCUCUACAACCUAGCUGCGAGAGAUGUGUAUUCAGAAGCAAGUGUGGCGGAGCUGCUUGGUCAAAUCCUGAGUGCAGUCGACUACCUUCACGGCCGGCGAGUGGUCCACUUAGACCUCAAGUCUGACAACAUGCUGGUAGACGACGGAAACCACCUGAAGAUUGUUGACUUUGGCUCAGCUCUGUCUUUCACACCUGGUCAGCCUCUCCACACUGAGCAUCUGCAGGGUCUGUCGGAGAGUAAAGAGCACCGCAGCAAAGUUUAUAUUGUCCUCCCUAAAGCUCCGGAAAUCCUAGAGGGCCAAGGUGUUGGGCCUGAGACUGAUGUUUGGGCCAUCGGAGUUCUCUUGUUUAUUAUGUUGAGUGCUGACAGCCCAUUUCAUGCAGAACUGAGCUGGGAACAAGACAAAAACAUCAAGAAAGGAAAAAUCCAGUUUGGACGAUGUUAUCCCGGUUUGUCCGAAGGAGCCCUGAACUUGAUGAAGAGCAGCCUGAAUAACAAAUCCUGGGCAAGACCCACGGCGGCAGAGUGUCUCCAGAAUCCUUGGCUGCGUGCCCAUCGUGCUCCUCACCGAUCACGCCACUCCAAGGUGUGCUUCUCUACCGAUAAACUCAAAGCGUACCUCAUACAGAAGGAAGAGAAGAGAGACCAAGUACGCACCAAGCUUCAGGGUCCCUUCUUCCAGUAGUGAGCCAACUGAGAAAAACAAUGGAAGGGUACAGCAUGGUAUUAACAAAGUUGUGUGUCAAUCAGUUGUUCUUUGAGGAUACUGUGAUGCGUCUUAAAAAGCUGCAUAUCCCUUUAUUUUAGCAUUGUGGUAAGAGUGUUCUAUGUGGUUUGGUUCUGGUUUAAAUGCAAACAUAUCAGGGAUAAUGUUCAGCGAGCAAGUUUGGACAUGAUCAUGUUUCUCUGUGCAUGUCACAUUUGAAUUUAAAUAUAACAUUGUUCAACCCUUUUUGUUUUCAUGUGUAAAUGAGAAUUUAUUUUUAGGUUGGAUAUCUGAGUCGUACAAUUUAUUGUGUCAACCACCGGCUUGGAUGAGUUUUCGGAUGACGGGUGAAAUAAAUGGCAUUAAAUUGACUAGUAA